CUACCCCGAGCACUGGGUUGCUGAUCCAGCUAUGGAGAAAGCCGCAGGUAGGAGGCCAGGAGAAAUCCUCUGCAGGGGACUUUGGGACAGGCAAGGGGCCGACUUGGAGGCUGAAGCUUUGGGACCAGGGCACACUUGAUUUUGGGGCUUGGAGCCCUGAGGCAGUUUAUGCCAAUGGAAGAGGCACAUCUGGGGAGAAGAAUGUGACUCUCCUCCUCUCACCCACUUCUUUGCCCAGUAGAUCUGCAGGACACAGCCUCGUUAACUCUGAAGUUUAAGUUUAACCCAAAGCUGGGCAUUGAUAAUCCUGUCCUCUCCCUGGCCGAAGACCACAACCCCUAUGGUAACUCCCUCACCCCCUGGCAACCAUUCCCUUUCCCUGGAGGCACCACAGCUCCACACGGCCUCCGAUCUCCUUGGUAACCACUCGCUCGGUCUCCCUCUGAUAACAGCCUUGGUUGGGGGUAGAGAUAGGAGGGGCCAGGCGUUUUCUCCUGUUCCAGUCCCUCUGUCCACGAACCCCACCACCCAACACCCAACCAGGCAGAAACUGCCCAGCGCCCUAUCAGGACACAGGGUCUGCCAGGCACAUGGCGAACCUGUACUUGGGCUGUGCCCUCUCCUCCCCCUUUUCCGCUGCCCACCUCACCCUCCAGAUCCCUGGAGCCUGGAGCGGCCUCGCUUCUGUUUACUGAGCAAAGAGGAGGGCAAGAGUUUUGGCUUCCACCUGCAGCAGGAGCUGGGCAGGGCUGGGCAUGUGGUGUGCAGGGUGGACCCAGGCACCUCUGCCCAGCGCCAGGGUCUUCAGGAAGGAGACAGGAUCCUGGCGGUGAACAACGAUGUUGUGGAACACGAAGACUAUGCGGUGGUGGUACGCCGCAUCCGGGCCAGCAGCCCUCGUGUGUUGCUGACAGUAUUGGCACGGCAUGCACAUGACGUGGCCCGAGCUCAGCUGGGAGAAGAUGCCCACCUCUGUCCCACCCUAGGCCCAGGGGUCCGGCCCCGGCUGUGCCACAUAGUGAAAGAUGAGGGUGGUUUUGGCUUCAGUGUCACCCAUGGCAAUCAGGGUCUUUUCUGGUUGGUGCUAAGUACCGGAGGAGCAGCUGAGCGGGCAGGGGUGCCCCCCGGGGCCCGGCUGCUGGAAGUGAAUGGGGUCAGUGUGGAGAAGUUCACUCACAACCAACUCACCAGGAAGCUUUGGCAGAGUGGACAGCAGGUGACCUUGCUGGUGGCAGGGCCAGAGGUGGAGGAACAGUGUCGCCAGCUGGGAUUGCCCCUGGCUGCACCCCUGGCAGAGGGCUGGGCACUGCCCACCAAGCCCCGCUGUCUGCACCUAGAGAAAGGGCCCCAGGGUUUUGGGUUCCUGCUCCGGGAGGAAAAGGGCCUUGACGGUCGCCCUGGACAGUUCCUGUGGGAGGUGGACCCGGGACUGCCAGCCAAGAAGGCUGGGAUGCAGGCUGGGGACCGGCUGGUGGCUGUGGCUGGGGAGAGCGUGGAGGGGCUGGGCCACGAGGAGACAGUGUCCAGGAUCCAGGCGCAGGGCUCCUGUGUCUCCCUCACUGUCGUCGACCCUGAGGCUGACCGCUUCUUUAGCAUGGUUCGCCUAUCCCCACUCCUCUUCUCGGAGAACACAGAGGCUCCCGCCUCGCCCCAGGGCAGCAGCUCAACCUCACUGGUUGAGACAGAGAACCCUUCACUUGAAGACACAAGCGUGCCUUCUGUCCCUCUUGGCUCCCGACAGUGCUUCCUGUACCCUGGGCCUGGUGGCAGCUAUGGCUUCCGACUCAGUUGUGUGGCCAGUGGGCCUCGUCUCUUUAUCUCCCAGGUGACUCCAGGAGGCUCAGCUGCCCGGGCUGGGUUGCAAGUGGGAGAUGUGAUUCUGGAAGUGAACGGGUAUCCUGUUGGGGGACAGAAUGACCUGGACAGGCUUCAGCAGCUGCCUGAGGCUGAGCCACCCCUCUGCCUGAAGCUGGCAGUCAGGUCUCUGUGGGGCUUGGAAGCCUGGAUUCCCCCUGGGGCUGCAGAGGACUGGGCUCUGGCCUCGGAUCAGCUGUAGAGCACCCCUGCUUGGUACAGACAUACUCAGGGGCUACCGUGUCUUCACUCUCCAGCCCGAGGUGGUGAAGGCAGGAUGCUCUCUCUAAGCCAGACCAGAGGGACUCAGACACCACCGAUCACAGGCUGGCCCAGGUGCUCCCUCCCUUCCCGCAGGCCCAACUCCCAGCAGAGGGUGUGGUUGGAGUCCCUGAAGGAGUCUGAGGCUCCAGAGGAUGUCAUAUGGGAGCUUUGGAGAACUGUGUCCCAAGGAUGAAGGUGUGGCUGUGGGUCUGGCUAGGAUUGAAGCCAUCUGGACCUUUUCUAGAUAUGACUCCAGGACCCUUGAGUGUAAUGCAAAAAUUUGGAGCCCAGCUAUGCCUGCCCUCUGUGGGUGCCUUAGCACUGCGGGAGGGUGGUGCUUGGUUACCGUUGCAUUUGUUAUAGAAAUGGCCGUUCCCCAUAAAUCUGACUGCCUGUGUUUGUGUUGGUGGGGGUAAGGGGCAGUGGCGUGAAGGGACAAAAAGGGCCUCAGGCUCAAGGGGUGGGAUGCGGCUCCUGCAGGAGAGAGGUUGAGACCUGGUCAAAUUUCUUUCCUAUCACUGAAUCUCAGGGAUAAUGGGCCAACCCAGAACUGAGAUGUCUGCAUGAGAGCCACUCCUAAAAAUAAACAACAACA
Pongo pygmaeus (Bornean orangutan) is the source of this 2713-nucleotide messenger RNA. RefSeq names its product NHERF family PDZ scaffold protein 4 (gene NHERF4). The record is from RefSeq and is a predicted model, not a curated record. NCBI's taxonomy places the organism in Eukaryota, Metazoa, Chordata, Mammalia, Primates, Hominidae. Bases 341 to 2056 code for a protein of 571 amino acids. Gene Ontology annotation, cellular component: apical plasma membrane. The transcript is spliced from 10 exons. Gene Ontology annotation, biological process: protein localization to plasma membrane. Gene Ontology annotation, molecular function: protein-membrane adaptor activity; signaling receptor binding.